Messenger RNA from Oncorhynchus masou masou (cherry salmon), 681 nucleotides. Its product is annotated as salivary glue protein Sgs-3-like. The record is from RefSeq and is a predicted model, not a curated record. The coding region runs from base 1 to 681 and encodes 226 amino acids. Lineage: Eukaryota; Metazoa; Chordata; Actinopteri; Salmoniformes; Salmonidae. The transcript is spliced from 2 exons.
AUGGAGCUCUACACACCCACCAAGCCUUCUCAGCAGCUCCACACAUCCACCAAGCCUUCUCAGCAGCUCCACACAUCCACCAAGCCUUCUCAGCAGCUCCACACAUCCACCAAGCCUUCUCAGCAGCUCUACACAUCCACCAAGCCUUUUCAGCAGCUCCACACAUCCACCAAGCCUUCUCAGCAGUUCCACACAUCCACCAAGCCUUCUCAGCAGCUCUACACAUCCACCAAGCCUUCUCAGCAGCUCCACACAUUCACCAAGCCUUCUCAGCAGCUCCACACAUCCACCAAGCCUUCUCAGCAGCUCCACACAUUCACCAAGCCUUCUCAGCAGCUCCACACAUUCACCAAGCCUUCUCAGCAGCUCUACACAUCCACCAAGCCUUCUCAGCAGCUCUACACAUCCACCAAGCCUUCUCAGCAGCUCCACACAUCCACCAAGCCUUCUCAGCAGCUCCACACAUCCACCAAGCCUUCCCAGCAGCUCUACACAUCCACCAAGCCUUCUCAGCAGCUCCACACAUCCAUCAAGCCUUCCCAGCAGCUCUACACAUCCACCAAGCCUUCCCAGCAGCUCUACACAUCCACCAAGCCUUCUCAGCAGCUCCACACAUCCACCAAGCCUUCCCAGCAGCUCUACACAUCCACCAAGCCUUCUCAGCAGCAGUAUGAGACAUGA